UUUCUUUUGUUAAGGCGGUUCCCGUCAAAAUAACUGAAACUUCCUCUUUCCAAAUUUCUUUUGGCGCAACCCAACUGACGGGUUACUGUGAUCCAGUUGUUCCAGUGUGUCAACAUCCCACAGACAGAAUGCGGUACAGCCGCAUUGCCUGUUUUUUUGUGUUUUUUGUUUUUUUUCAAUUUAAGUCUAAGACCAUACCACAUUUACCUUAAUGCUGCUGACUUAACACGCAAAACCUCACAUGUAAGAUCAUUACGUUUGUGGGCUUUGUCACAAAAAGAUAAAAGCGUUUACUGAAGCAGUAAAGACAACACAUUACUGUUUGUUUCAUUUGUUUUACGCACCAAUUUUAAAAUAGAAAAAUGCCAAUAGUGUCGACUUAUUGAAGAGUGUGACUGUAGAAAAAUAUAUAUAGAAAGUGCAGAAAAAACUUUGAGUAAAUCCCGUUUUCAGUGAAUCCAUCAGCUCUUGAAUGAUGGAUGAUCUCUGGUUUAGCUGGUUUCCUGGUUGAGCCAUUUACUCAGCCGUCACACCGAAGAAUGCGGUGCUCGUUUCAACACAACUCCAACACAAUAGAGACAAAUUUUUAAUAUAUACUUAUGAUUUUUUAACGCGUCGUUUAUGGAAACAAACACGUGACUCGAAUAAUCGAAUACAUUACUUUACGGGUUAUUCGUGCGCCACCGUGGAUACUAUCUCGCCAGGAUGGGCCACAAGUUGACAACCGAGGAAAAUACAGAGUCUACGAGCAACAAUGACACACCUGGAAGGAAUCCUCACACAGAGAGAAGAAAUGUUACCGUCAGAAGACCAAGAGCUCGACCUCGACCGAGAAACGUUUUCAGAACUGCACAGGUAAAUUCCUAUGCGCCUUCGCGGAGAACAGGUUUGGACACUGUCCUGGAAUAUUUUGAGGAAGAAGCCAGCUCGACAACUGAACAGGAGAAGUGCUAUGACCCCAACGAUCCCACACUGAGAUUUGUUGAUGGAGAUGAUGAUAUGGAUUUUUUGUGUCAGGAUUACAAGUCUCGGAGAGCACUGAUGUCCUGUGGUCAUUCUGUCACCCCCAUGUCCCUCACCAACUGGUGCCGCCAUUUGCUGGACAAAGGCGAGACCAUAUUUGUGUGUGGGCAAAAGGACUGCAAUGCUGAGUGGUCAUUUGAUGAGGUCUGUAAAAUGGCUCUUCUAACUCCUGAAGAAACUGAAUACUUUGAAAAACAGUUAUUCAGUCGAGUUGCCAAGGACUACUUGGAUGUCAAAUCAUGUCCUGGCUGCAAGUCCUCUGUGAUAAGGACGGAGCUCGACAAUCUACGGGUCCGCUGCACAAUAUGCUCAGCGGACAAACUUAAGCCCUAUGAAUUCUGCUGGCAGUGCCUGAAGGAAUGGAAAGGUUCAUCUCAAUAUACAGACCGCUGUUUAAAUGACGGCUGCUUCAACGCGUCGCUGGAAGUAUUAAGAACCUGCCCGAAGAUCAAAUUUCAAGAAGUGAGGGGCGUCUCUGGCUGUCCCUCCAUCCGUGCCUGUCCCACAUGCGGUAUGCUGUUGGGGCAUGACAAAACAAAAUGCAAGAACAUUAUCUGUCCCCGAUGUAAGGACGAGUUCUGUUUUGUCUGUCUGAAACCAAGUACAGUGUGUAAGACAUAUUUCACAGCUUGCGUCUCGGGUGUAGCCCCUAGACAAACAUAUAUACCUGUAUGGAACAGGCAGCAUAUGCUUAAACGUUUGAUUUAAUGCUGUGCUUUCAAGAAAUUCAAACGCACAUUUGCUGCAAUCUGUGAAGGUACCGGACAUCGACAUCUUUAUCUCUGUCUAUUUACAGACCACUGUUAAUUGCUAUACUCUCUAGGGAAAAUUCAAGCUAUGUGACUGGUAACAAGGCUGGUAAACUACGUGGAACCUUUUAGUCCUUGACCAAAAUGUAUUUUUGGGGAAAUUUGAAGAUAUACAUUUGUUUGUUACGUUGAGAUCAUAAUGUAUAAUCUAAUCACAGGACAUUUCUAUGGAAAGCAAUAGAGAAUCCUUCAUUUUGUUCCCAUUGAAUGCGGUGAUCUAAAAUGCCUAGAUUGUAUGAUUUGUCAUUCACCCCUUGUAAUGUGAGGUUUUGAGUUGAAAAGUAAAACUUAAGAUUUUAAACAACCGUGUGUCCAAUGUCAUCAUUUUAAUUUAUUUUUCCUGGAACAUGAGUUGAAUCUUGAAUCCUGCUUUUCAACCUUGAACAGAAAGGAAAAGAAAGAAAGAAAGAAAGAAAGAAAGAAAGAAAGAAAGAAAGAAAGAAAGAAAGAAAGAAAGAAAACUAAAGUAUAAAUCACUGGUACUCAUAUAAGACCAAUCUGGUGGUUGAAUGGCACCAAUAUAAGUUAUAGGAAACCGGAAACAACUUUCAUCACCUGUGUAAUAACACACACACAUAAAUGCAUACAUGGAAUGGCGCGUGCCAAAGUCACGUGACACACCAACAAAAAGCAUGUGCGUCACCUCUUCAAAAGCAGCCUGUAAAUAAACAAAUAUAACUUAUAUGUAUCAUUAGUUUCACAGCAC
Molecule: messenger RNA, 2538 nt
Organism: Mugil cephalus (flathead mullet)
Lineage: Eukaryota; Metazoa; Chordata; Actinopteri; Mugiliformes; Mugilidae
Exons: 4
Coding region: 706-1731 (341 amino acids)
Molecular function (GO): zinc ion binding
Source: RefSeq, a predicted model, not a curated record